This is a messenger RNA of Anopheles merus, 3199 nucleotides long. It is a transcript of the gene Dh31-R, whose product is annotated as calcitonin gene-related peptide type 1 receptor. Gene Ontology annotation, biological process: adenylate cyclase-modulating G protein-coupled receptor signaling pathway; cell surface receptor signaling pathway. Gene Ontology annotation, cellular component: plasma membrane. Gene Ontology annotation, molecular function: calcitonin receptor activity. The coding region runs from base 1448 to 2731 and encodes 427 amino acids. The transcript is spliced from 13 exons. The record is from RefSeq and is a predicted model, not a curated record. NCBI's taxonomy places the organism in Eukaryota, Metazoa, Arthropoda, Insecta, Diptera, Culicidae.
GGUACGGAUACACCCUGAAGGGGCAAGCUCAGACCCAGACCGUAGCCAAACCCUGCCGACUUUGGAAAAGCAUCAAGCAUCGUGCUCGCGCUCAGUUUUCCCCCGUCAUCUGGUGCGUACGCACACUGCACCGGACUGUUGGCGCGCGCUAACAACGUGUGUAACGGCAUUGCUCGGUCAGAAGCUGGGCAAGAUAAACGGCGUGAUUUUUUGUUUUGUUCUUUAAAGCCAACCCCUUAGAAGGGAGAAGUGUGUUGUGAGUGUAGUGAAAGAUUUAAAUUAGAUGUAAUUGUUCGUUAAACAAUCACGGUGCAAAACGGCAAGGUGGGUGAGCUCCGUGUGUAAGCACUGACCGGGGCGCCGGAGGCACACGACGGUUCGGUGAUUGAACGGGUUGCGAAGCGCCAUAGACAACAUAGGAAGUGUGUCUAACGCUCUCGCCACCCCAGCUCGAUGAUAGUGGGGUUGCUACUGGACAUGAUCUCGGAGCGGUGCAUACCGAUGUAAUUAAUUGGCAAGGGCUGUCGUACACCUGCGGUUUGGGCUGAUCCCCGUCUUGCUUCGAGCUUCCAGGUAGAGUCUGAAAUAGAACCCGUAGGGAAAGGAGCAUAAACAAACACCCGCGGCCUAGGAAAGAGGUGGGUGAAAAGUUUACGCUACUUUCCGAGCAGUGUACACAAAUUACCGUCCGAAGAAAAAUGAAUGCAAUGCAAGUGUGCCCGUGUGAUCGAGCGUAUGGCGGUGCAAUUGAAACCCACCCGAAAAGGGAAGUGAAAUAGAGCAUUCUAUCUGUGUCGGGGAGUGGGGUGUAGGGUGAAUUGGAUCACGCUGCUUAGCUACCGAUGAACAGUGAGGAAUCGUGCAUCUCAGGGCGACAAGUGCAAUCGGUCGUUGUGCAUGCUGAGGGGAGGUGGAAAAACACAUCCCCUAGUUAAUGAGGGAGUUGCAGCUGCAGGUAAAGCUACCGUCGCUCCAGCAUCUCAGUGCAGUAGUGUGUGAGAAGAAGAAGGUCCAAACAAAACAACAACAAAAAACGACAAACAGAAAACAUCCAAAGCCAUCAAUUAACACGCCCUCGGGGGAGGGAAAAAACGGCUACGGGGAAUCGGCACUAGCACUGUGUGUGUGUUUCUGUGGUGGCAAAAGGGGGCAAUCGUCUGCGUACUCCAGGCAGGCAGUCGAAUUCAAGAACAAAUCCCAUUCGUCUUCAGAGCUCAUCGAGCUGAUCGCUAUCAAAAUGGCAGACCGCCCCAUACACACCUCUGCGGCAUAAUAUGCGCUCACUUAAGCUAAACACCGGUACAAACCAACCCGCGGUACGCUGCAAGUGACAAACCCCCGGUCCAUCCCACUCACCGCGCUAAACGUUGAGCCACACAUACGCUUCCCAGCGAAGCUUUCAAGUUCUCGCGUCAAAACCACAUCCUCCCCGCAACCACGCAACAGCAUGGCCCUCAGUACGACGACCGAUGCAUCGGUGGAUGAGAUCGCACAAAAACGGCUCGAGUGUCUGGAAACGCUGAAUGAAACCGUCGACACGACGAUAUCGGGACUCUUCUGCCCCGGGACAUGGGAUGGGUGGUUAUGUUGGCCGGACACUGCUGCAGGCACCUCGGCAUACGCCCUCUGUCCCGCUUUUAUAUCAGGUUUCGAUCCAACGAGGUUUGCGCACAAAGUGUGCAGUGAGAAUGGGGAAUGGUUCCGGCAUCCGGAGACGAACAGGAGCUGGUCCAACUACACAACCUGCAUCAACCUGGACGACUUCGAGUGGCGGAAACAGGUGAACCUAAUAUACGAAACCGGAUACGCCAUCUCGCUGAUAGCCAUACUGCUAUCGCUCGCUAUUUUAAGCUACUUUAGAUCGUUAAAAUGCGCACGAAUAACGCUACACAUGAACCUGUUCGUAUCCUUUGCCUGCAACAACUCCCUCUGGCUGCUGUGGUACCGGCUGGUGUUGACCGAUCUCGAUCUCCUGAAGGAAAGCGGUGCUGGCUGCAUCACGCUGCAUCUGGUGUUGCACUACUUUCUCCUGACCAACUACUCCUGGAUGCUGUGCGAAGGGUUCUACCUUCACACCGUGCUGGUGUCGGCGUUCGUGUCGGAGAAGAAGCUGCUCAAAUGGCUGCUGGCGCUCGGGUGGGGUUCGCCCGCCUUCUUCAUCGUGCUGUAUGGGUUUCUGCGUGGAUAUGCCAGCCCACCGAACGAUACGAUAGAGUGCUGGAUGAACGACAGUUCCUUCAACAAGGUGUUCGUCGGACCGGUGUGCAUUUCGAUGCUGCUGAAUCUGGUGUUCCUGUUCAACAUCAUGCGGGUGUUGCUGCUGAAGCUGAAAGCUCCGGCCGGCCCUCAGGGUGCCGGUCCGUCUAGAACGAUCUUGCAAGCAUUCCGCGCAACCCUUCUUCUGGUGCCCCUGCUCGGCCUGCAGUACAUACUGACGCCAUUUCGUCCGGGCAACGGUCACCCGUACGAGCGAACGUACGAAACGAUGCUGGCGUGCACCUCCUCGUUUCAGGGUCUCUUUGUGGCGGUACUUUUCUGCUUCCUGAACGGGGAGGUCAUCGCACAAGUGAAGCGCAAGUGGCGCACCGUGUUCCUGCGUACCCGCGCCAACUCCUACACCGCGACGCAAGUGUCCGUAACACCAAAAGUACACACAACACGACACCCCCUCACACGAAUGCCGAUAGCGUUUGACACUGUUGGAAUGUCUCGUAUUCAAAAAGCAGUAUAAAAAUAGAACGCUUUUAUUUUGCUCAUUUAGGCUUUCAACUUAAUAGUUUGGCUGUAGAAGGGACACAUUAAAGCUGGCCUCCAUUUAAUUAGUGCAGAACGUCUUCCCAUCGCACAGCACCGCAAAGUACCACGGGCCACACCCUGACACCGAUUCGCUGGUCCUACCGUUCCCAAUCCCUACCCCUAACGUGCCCUCGAUCUGGUCGUUAACGUUCCACCCACCCCGAGCCGGGGGUCGUUUAAAUCAAAACUUAGCUUGGCGCCAGCAUUGUUUAUUCUCGUGGCCACCGUGUUAGUACGGUACGGUGCAGCUCAUGCAUUUGCGCUACGAUGCACCGGGGAGUGAUAGUGCCUGGGAUUAGAGGGUGAUAAAUAAAACAACCCGUAUCUUCUUCACUCUCUCACCCUCUCCGCUUUUAUCACCUUAUCGGCGUUAAGAUUGUGGAUUGAGCUAGAACGUAGAAAA